AUGUCUCGCACACCGCUUCGAUAUUCCCCUACACGUCGUCGUCAAAACGAGCGCAAAGCGAGCGAAAGGCAACUUUUGGAAAUCUCCUCGGACGAGGAGCGUUUGAUUGAAUGUUUCUUGCGCGCGAGAAGCAUUCGCGAGACGAGCGGAGACGAAGACGACGAGAAGCGGCUGCCCCGCAAAGAACAACGAGAACACGAUGAGCAAAAGCUUCGCGACAACAACAUUAAACAGUUUUCAUUCAUUCACAACGCGCUCGAAGGCAUCGCGGCGUUCGAUUCCGUCCGGGACGAAGAAGAUCGCAUGCGAUUGUUUGAAGCGUUCGUGCCUUUGCGAUACGAGAGAAACGAGUGCGUGGUGAGACAAGGCGAUGUUGGGAGGAAUUUUUACGUCAUCGCGGAUGGAACGUGCGAGGUUAUCGUGAGACGAAGAGAGGGAGAGGAAGAGAUGGGGAGCGAGUACGACGAUUCAGAGGACGAGGAAGAUGUGUAUGCGAGCACAGAAGGAGAAGAAAAAGAGAAGGAGGAUGAUUUAAAAAUAGACGAAGCCGCAGCGAUCGACCAAUCGACGAGAGGAGAAAGGAAAGUAAAAGUAAUAAAGAGGAAAGAAAUCGGCAGCGGACAAACGUUUGGUGAAGUCGCGUUGUUGAACCCAAACGAACCGAUUCGGUCGGCGUCUGUGUUUGCGAAAUCGAACAGAGUGACGCUGUGGGCGAUCGACUCGAAGACGUUUGGUGACAUCUUGCGCGCGACGGCGUUCGAGAAGAGAGCGAGAAACGCGAGGACGUUGGAGAACGUGAAGAUUUUCGCGAAGAUGUUGGACGAUUACGAAAUGUCUCUGUUAGCGGACGCGUUGAGUGAAGAAACUGUGUUUGAGAAAGGCGAGAUGCUUUUGAAUCGAGACGACGAAACGGCCGCGAAGAGGAUGUAUUUUCUUUGUCGAGGGGAGUGCGAGGUGAGAGUUUUUAACGCUCCUCCUGAACGGCAAGACAUACAUUGCGCGAGGACGGUAAGAAAAGUGCUCAAACCUGGCUCGUAUUUCGGCGAGUUGAGCUUACUGAGAGGCACCCCACCAACCGCGGAUGUCGUCGCCACGAGUGAUAUCGUCAAAGUUCAAUGGCUCGAUCGAGGCGCAUUUCGUAGGUAUGUGCGAGCCGAUAUCGUAGAGGCGUUGGAGAAGCACGCGAGCGGAUAUUGUAUGGAAUCAAAUAAUGACGACAAGGAUGAUGAUGAUAAGAACUCCGCAAUACAUUUCAAGAAAAUGGCGAGCGUUGAGGACUAUCGCUCGAUACAGAAUUUGACGGCAGCGCCGGAGUCGUCGAUUCGCGAUGAACGCAACAACAACGUUAUCGCUACUACGCUCAGUCCUGCUCAUAAUCGUCAUCGGCAUUUAACCGUAACGAAUUCGGUCAAAUUGGCAUUGAAAUCACUCUCAAGACGUCUGAGAGGAGAGAGAAAGUCCUCUUCUUCGUCGUCGUCCUCUUCGGCGACUAUCGUUCAAGCGCGCGGUGGCGAAACCUUUCUUUCUUCGCGAAUCGAAGAUACGCGGAGGCGAGGAGGAAAAGAUUUUGAAGCCACGUGCGAAACAUCAUCGUCGCACCUGCCGAAAGUUUCGAAGCGCAAGCACCUCACAUUCCACAAACAACUCGGCGUCGGAAUGACCGCUACCGUCUUUCUCUGCAAAACAUCCGACCAAAAUAAACUUCCGUGUUGCGUCAAAGUCAUGCGCAAAAAGACGCUCCGAGAUCUCGAUCAAAUCGCCAACGUCACUCGCGAACGAGAGUUACUGAGAUCCUUCCCGAAUCAGCAGUUUGUGAUGCAAGCGUUGUGUUCGUUUCAAGACGAUCACUUCGCGUAUUUAGUGAUGGAACACAUGAGCGGUGGAGAUUUGUUUCAGUUAUUGGUGAAAGGACCGUUUUCAUCGAGCGGUGCGCAGAAGACUGGCGUUGGUGAAGAUGAUGCAAAGAUGAUACAAGCUGUGUCUAUCGAUCCGCAUUGCAACACCAUUGCAAAGAAUAGCCAUUUUGGUGGAGAGGCGUCAUCAGGUGGUGUUUCAGGUGGGCUCCCACUUCCGCUCGCUAAAUUCUACGUCGCCGAAGUCUCGUGCGCGCUUCAAUUCCUCCACCAGCGCAACUACAUCUACCGAGAUUUGAAACCAGAAAACGUGUUAAUCGACCGUUUUGGUCACUGUAAACUGUGUGAUUUAGGCUUUACUAAGCAAAUCAAUCCGUCGUACGAUAGGUGUUAUACCACGUGCGGCACAGCAGAUUACAUGGCGCCGGAAGUCACUCUGCGCAAAGGCUACGCGUUCGCCGUGGACGUCUGGGCCGUAGGGGUUUUGUUGUACGAGUUAUUGACUGGGAAAGCGCCGUUUGCGGCGAAAACGGACGGAGAAAGGCACCAGAGGAUCACGAGAGGCGACGUCCGGUUCCCAAAAACGUUUAAUCUGGAGGCUAAAGAUAUCGUCUCGAAGCUGUUGAUUGUCGAUCCGAGUCGGCGGAUGACGUUUGAUAACGACGGUGGUGCGAAUCGUCGAAACGACGCGAAAGAGGAAGAUGACGAGGAGACCAACGACGAAUAUUACCAACGGACGACGUUCGAGAACCAUCCGUUCUGGGCACCGCUCGAUUGGGAGGAAGUUAAAACGAAGAAAAUGAAACCGCCGUUUCGACCGAGAGCGAGGCCGGAAAAAGAGCUCUUUCGCAAGUAUCCUCCCUUCGACGUCGUCGUCGUUGUCCUCCUCCUCCUGUAA
Bathycoccus prasinos is the source of this 2751-nucleotide messenger RNA. RefSeq lists its product as hypothetical. The record is from RefSeq and is a predicted model, not a curated record. Gene Ontology annotation, molecular function: cAMP-dependent protein kinase activity; ATP binding. The transcript has 2 exons. Bases 1 to 2751 code for a protein of 916 amino acids. Gene Ontology annotation, biological process: signal transduction; peptidyl-serine phosphorylation. Lineage: Eukaryota; Viridiplantae; Chlorophyta; Mamiellophyceae; Mamiellales; Bathycoccaceae. Gene Ontology annotation, cellular component: cAMP-dependent protein kinase complex.